Molecule: messenger RNA, 2863 nt
Organism: Pocillopora meandrina
Lineage: Eukaryota; Metazoa; Cnidaria; Anthozoa; Scleractinia; Pocilloporidae
Source: the annotation of a GenBank genome assembly
AAACGAAAAAGUUAAACUGCGGACUAGAUUCCCUCUAAAGGUUCGUACCUAAGAAAAGAAAUGUACAGGCAAGUUCAUUUUUUCGGUCAGCAGAUCAUAAGGACGUGUGUUAAGUGCCACUCAGUAUCGAGAGUUUUACGAGUGAAGUUUUGAGGCUUGUGUUAGAAGUUUUUAUCAACAUGAACAAAAUUAUCUGCGUACGGGCCACCGUGGAAACACAAUAGUUUCAACUAUUCAACCUUGCAAUUGUGAUAACAAUGUUUUUGCCAAAUUUAAACUACACAUUCUAAAUAUACCUGGUCGAUAAGAUUUCUGGUAGGACAUUUUUACUUUGUAUUCUAUGUUUCAAUACUCUAUCAUGUGAAAUCAGUUACAUUUAACUAAUUUUUGUGUCACCUUUUCAUAAUUUCAGUAUUUGUAAAGGAAGGAACAUCCAAUUGAAAAAGAACGUGUUGAGGCUUCAAACUCAACUUAAAAAGUGUCAAAAAAAUCUGACGUCUACUGAAAAAAAAAAAAGUCAGACACAAGCUAAGGGGGACAAGAUCUGCUUCCUCAAAGCUAAAACAGAAAUUACAGGGCAACAGUGAAAUUGCCAAAAAAGGGGUAUUCCCUUGUGGAGACAUUUGCUCAUGGUCACAAUGGACACAACCAAAGAACCUUGAUGUUUAUGGCUUGUGUCAGAUACAUGCAACGUGCAUCUUUGUUAUCAUAUCAAAAGACACCUGUAGCAUUACAUCUGAUUUUCAAUAUUUUGUUCAAUUGUAGCCCCCCAACAAACUUCAUUGUCUCCUCAACUACACUUUCUGACUGGAAUGUUCUCUUAGGUGAAUCCGACAAACUAAUUUUAUGCAAGCGCUUUUCAAAUUCCAAGUAUGAUUUUCAUCUCUGAAGCGAUGACUCCCACAAAGGAGGAGAGGAGAGGCACGUAGUGGGUGUUCACACCUGGUGUCCCUUAGAGAACAAGCCAUGAGCUUAUGUCCUUGCAAACAGCCUAACAGCAAGCGGGUCUAGAAAAUACCAGUCUGAUGUAGAUUACCAUGUUGUAAAAAAUGAAUAUGAUAUUACCAAUGUUUCAGGGUUGGUUGGGGACAAUGCCUCUACCCAAAAAGGAAAAGUAAAUGGUCUUUUAUCUAACAAUGCCAGAAUUUUUGGAAAAGAGAUGUUUUUUGUAGGAUGCUACCCACAUGUACUAAACAUUAUGCCGAGAAGAAUGUACCAGGCCGGAUUUGGGGCCAAGGGUGACAUGAGCAACCCCCAUGUUUUACAAUUACUCUGUAAAAUAUCUUGGCUCCAUCAUGAGCGUCCAAGCCAAUACAAAGUUAUGUAUGUUUCUCUCGGUAUUCUAAGUAAAGAGCCACCCCUUCCCCAGACAUUCAUCGACACAAGGUGAACAUGUUAUCAUGAAACUCUCCAGUGGUAUCUUAAGUAUGGAAAAGCUUGUUUACAGCUCACUGAGUGUCUCCUUGAAACAUUGCCAAAAUCACAUAGCCACCAGACUAUUUGGCAAGAUGUCAUUAAGCUGAGCUCCAGUCCUAUGAUUCAAGUUGAAAUCAAGUUUUUGUUUGAAUUCUUCGAUAAGUUUAUCAACCCAUCUCUGAAUACAUUCCAAGCUAGUGAUGCAGAACUUGGAUUCUCCAGUGGUUACCUAGCAAGGUUAUGGCCAGCAACUGUUCUGAAGCACCAUGAAACUUUAAGUAAAAUGUUGAUGUCUCCUGCAGAAUAUUUUCCUUUAACAUCACAACAGGUGAAGAUGUCAUUGAAGGAUCCCAGCAGCUAUUAACCAUUUUCACAAACAAGUGCAGAGGCCAAUGUUACCAGAAGCAAUUAAAGUAAUCAAAGAUCAUAGAGCAGAUUAGGUAACUUUACCCAAGUUGUUUGGAAUGGGAACUGAUCAAAGAUACCAAAGUCCUUUCUGGCAUUCAGUUUUAAAGCUUCUUGAAAUUCCAGUCAGCCCUGAAAAUCAACAAGAAAAGUCAGUGAACAAUCUCUUUCAUGUACAUGGACAGAACAUUUUCACAUUGGUGUCUAAGGAUAGAGUUGGAUUGAUUAAAUGGGCCACUCUUUGGAAAUUGAUGAAAACACAAUUGCUCAGUGAGAUCAAAGAAAUUGCUUCAUCACCACACAGCUCACUCAUAAGUAAAGAAGCCACUCCAAACCUGUUUGAGUUCUACGCCAAGCACAUUUUCAGUCUUCCAGUUAACAAUGUUCUUGCUGAAAGACAGUUCAACCUUUCUCAACUGUAUCUUAAUGAUAACAUGUCAGAGUUAUCAAAACACGCCCCAAUCACAUUUGUUGAAAAUAUUCUGCAUAAUGGAAAAACCAACACUAGGACCACAGAAGCAGCACAUGAAGUUCACGAAGAAAGAAUGAAAGAAUGUACCCAAAUGCUCACCACAGACAUUUUGCAAGAGGCAAAAAAGAACUUAAACAAGAUUAGAGAAAACUGCACACAUGGGCCACAUACUGCAAAGGAUGUUUACCCUAGAGCUUGGGUAGAAAAGAAAGUAAACAAUAACUUACCAGAAACAAUUCAGUCACUAAAAGCAGAUGGUUGCAAAAUUAAACUUCAAUGGAAGGCUUCUGCCAAGGGAACAUCUGCACUGGAGGGACAGAGGUCAUUCAACCCAACAGUAAUUGAGGGAGUUACCUGUACACCUGAUGGACAAGUUCCAAGACUCAUGCAGCUAGCAGCACUAAAGGUGUGGAACUAUGGCAAGGAGCUACCAAUUUAUGAUCUACCAAGAGAAUGCCAGUUGAGUCUACAUAAUCUUCCAAAUGUCUUCCAGCCUCCAACUACUCAUCUUUCCACAUCCCACAUGUCUGAACAUGUUACGCCGUUGCCUGCACAUGAAGAAUAGAGUAG